AUGGGUGACAAAUUCCAGGAAGGCGACAGAGUUUCGUACAAGCCGGUCGGGGGCAAGUACUACACCGAUGCUGCCUCCUCUUGCCCCGACUCGAACACUUCAAUCAGUACGGGAAUCAUCCUCUCAGUCCUCAAACAAGACACUGAGAUGGAUGGCCGCACGAUGCACGCCAACCCAAAUCAUGUUCGCUAUGAGAUUGAGAACGUGAACACCGGCAAGGCGGCGGCCGUCUUUGAGGAGAACAUCAUUGAAGUGGUUGGCGACGACGAGGUUGUUAAGGGCCGGCCAUAG
Messenger RNA from Coniosporium apollinis CBS 100218, 291 nucleotides. RefSeq lists its product as uncharacterized. The transcript is spliced from 3 exons. The record is from RefSeq and is a predicted model, not a curated record. Bases 1 to 291 code for a protein of 96 amino acids. NCBI's taxonomy places the organism in Eukaryota, Fungi, Ascomycota, Dothideomycetes.